Phoenix dactylifera (date palm) is the source of this 3247-nucleotide messenger RNA. It is a transcript of the gene TRZ4, whose product is annotated as tRNAse Z4. Gene Ontology annotation, cellular component: mitochondrion. Gene Ontology annotation, molecular function: 3'-tRNA processing endoribonuclease activity. Gene Ontology annotation, biological process: mitochondrial tRNA 3'-end processing. Lineage: Eukaryota; Viridiplantae; Streptophyta; Magnoliopsida; Arecales; Arecaceae. The record is from RefSeq and is a predicted model, not a curated record.
CUUAAAAUUAGAGGCAGCUCCCGUUAUCACGCAGUAUGCCGCAAAUCUCCUCCAGCCUUAGACUGCUCCUCCCCUCCUCGUCUCCGCUCUCCAAGAAUCCCUUCUCUCGCUUCUUCUUCGCCACCUCUGUCCUCUCCAAGCCCGGAACUCCCCUUAAACCUCACUUCCCUCUCACCUCCGUGCUCUCCUAUUCCGGUAGGAGGGGAAGAAGGGCCAGCGGCAGCGGCGGCGGUGUCCUCCACCCGAGGAGAGGCAGGAGUACUACCAGGGAAGAACGGGGCGGCGGCGGCGGCGGCGGCGGCGGCGUGCUACCCCAGAGGAGAGGCAACAGUACGUUGAGGGAAGAAAGGGGUAGGGAGAGAGCGCUGGAGAUGGAAGAGAAGGAAGGAAUGGGGUUCAACAAGAGGAGGGCGGAGGGGAGGGACAAGAGCGGCAAACCCAAGACUCUCCAGAUCAAGACGCGGAAGCUGAAUCCUGUCAACACCAUCUGUUACGUUCAGAUUUUGGGGACGGGAAUGGACACACAGGACACCUCACCAUCAGUUUUGCUGUUCUUUGAUAAACAGAGAUUUAUUUUUAAUGCUGGUGAGGGGUUGCAGCGUUUCUGCACCGAGCACAAGAUAAAGUUAUCAAAGAUUGAUCACAUGUUUGUGACUCGAGUGUGCUCAGAAACUGCAGGUGGACUUCCAGGUCUUCUGCUUACUUUAGCAGGCAUUGGAGAGGAAGGAAUGUCGAUCAAUAUAUGGGGUCCUUCUGAUCUUAACUAUUUAGUUGAUGCAAUGCGAUCUUUCAUCCCAAAUGCUGCCAUGGUUCACACACACAGCUUUGGAGCGACACAAGGUGGUAUAACUAACUUUUCAGGUCCGGAAGUUGGGAAAUCCACAGAUCCUAUUGUUCUUAUCGACGAUGAAGUGGUCCGGAUAUCUGCUAUUCCGUUGAGGCCAAGAUCUUCAAAAAAUACUAUGAGCUUGGACAGUGAAACGGGAUCAGCACUAAAGCCUGGUGAGAUUGCUGUGAUCUAUGCAUGCGAACUGCCAGAAAUAAAGGGAAAAUUUGACCCAGAUAAAGCUGCAUCUCUUGGGUUGAGACCUGGACCAAAAUAUCGUGAACUACAACUUGGGAACUCGGUCAUGUCAGAUCGCCUCAACAUUAUGGUUCAUCCAAGUGAUGUUCUUGGGCCUUCAUCCCCUGGUCCCAUUGUACUUCUGGUGGACUGCCCUACACCACUUCAUAUCUAUGAACUGUUGUCCAUACAGUCUCUUAAUCCUUAUUACACGGAUUCUGCUGAUCGGCCAAGAGAGCAUUUAAAAACUGUAAAUUGUAUAAUUCACCUGGGUCCAUCUUCUGUGACAAGGAGUAUAGAUUAUCAGAGGUGGAUGAAAAGAUUUGGUGGUGCACAACAUAUCAUGGCAGGACAUGAAAUAAGAAAUAUGGAAAUACCAAUCCUAAAAUCAAGUUCAAGAAUUUCAUCCCAGCUUAACUACUUGUGCCCUCAGUUUUUUCCUGCUCCUGGAUUUUGGUCUCUUCAUCAGAUCAAUAACUUCUCUUUUGAGUCGAAUGAAUCAUGUGAGGAUUCUUCAACUCUGUGUGAAAGCAUUUCAGCUGAAAAUCUUCUUAAGUUUCAUUUGCGUCCUUACUCGCAACUGGGGUUGGACAGAUCUGUUAUUCCAUGCUCGCUAAAUUACAAAGAGAUUGUGGAUGAGCUUCUUUCAGAAAUUCCUGAAAUUGCAGAUGUUUCAAAAUGUAUUAGUCAGUUUUGGCAGAGUCCUUUAGAAAGUAAGCAUAUGAUGCCUCAAAAGGAUGAAAACAUAAUUAUGGUGGAAGAACCAUGGAUGAAUGAAAAUUCAUUGAUUUCAAAGCAAGGGGCGGGUGCAUCUAAAAAGGACCUUCCUUGUUUAAGUGACAGCUGGACAGAGAUGCUUAAGCACAAUCCUGAUAUUCCAGCCUGUUUGGAAAAUGUGACCAGGGAGGACAUGGAAAUCAUUCUUUUGGGUACAGGUUCAUCACAGCCUUCGAAGUAUCGCAAUGUCAGCUCAAUUUUUGUUAAUCUUUUCUCAAGAGGAAGUUUGCUUCUUGAUUGUGGUGAAGGAACUUUGGCUCAGCUGAAAAGAAGAUUUGGUGUUAAAGGUGCUGAUGAAGCAGUCAAAAGUUUAAAAUUUAUUUGGAUUUCUCAUAUUCAUGCUGAUCACCACACUGGUCUAGCCAGAAUACUUGCCUUGCGGUGUCAGUUGUUAAAGGGUGUACCUCAUGAACCCUUACUUGUGAUUGGGCCAAGACCGCUGAAGAGAUUUCUGGAUGCAUAUUCUAGACUUGAAGAUCUUGACAUGCAGUUCCUGGAUUGCAGGCACACUACAGAAGCUUCAAUGGAUGCCUUUCUUAACUCUCGUGAUUCAGCAGAAGAUUGCUCUUCUGAGCAUUCAGACAACAGCAUUAACAGGAAUGUGGGGGUAGAGACUGUUACAACUCGUCGGUUGGAAACUAAUUUAUUUGCUCAGAGCAGUCAAACGCAAAGCUAUUGGAAAAGACCUGGGAGUCCAGUUGAUGCUGUCAUGGCUCUGCCAGUUUUAAUGAGAUUGAAGGAAGUGCUCCCUGCGGCAGGUUUGGAAGCUCUUUACAGUGUCCCUGUUGUACACUGCCCACAGGCAUUUGGUGUUGUUUUAAAGGCUACCGAGAGGGUAAACAGUGUUGGAAAAGUUAUUCCUGGCUGGAAACUUGUAUAUUCUGGUGAUACGAGGCCCUGCCAAGCUCUAAUAGAUGCCUCCCACGGUGCAACAGUUCUGAUACAUGAGGCAACAUUUGAGGACAGUAUGGGAGAUGAAGCGAUAGCAAGGAACCAUAGCACAACAGGGGAAGCUGUUGGAGUGGGUACGUCAGCGGAUGCCUACCGCAUCAUUCUCACUCAUUUUAGCCAGAGAUAUCCAAAAAUCCCAGUUUUUGAUGAGAACCACAUGCACAAAACAUGUAUUGCUUUUGACCUAAUGAGCGUUAAUUUAGCAGAUUUGCCUGUGCUUCCAAAGGUUCUUCCAUACCUCAAAGUCCUCUUUAGAAAUGAAAUCAUAGUUGAUGAAUCUGAUGAUGUUCAGGAAUCUGUUUUGUACUAAUAAAUUGAAUGUGUGUUCUGUAUUCAUUGUUUGGAAAAUUUGAUUUUUAUAUUUUUUCAUGAUAAGUCUGGCUGCAACUUUGCAUUGUUUGUAACAAUUUAAAAUGAUUCUAUAUUAAAAGAAUAAAGCAACAUAAAUGUUUUAAC